Messenger RNA from Schistosoma spindalis, 4564 nucleotides. Lineage: Eukaryota; Metazoa; Platyhelminthes; Trematoda; Strigeidida; Schistosomatidae. The record is from the annotation of a GenBank genome assembly.
AAUGAGUGACUGACGUUUUGUGUGAAACAUUUAAAUUCGCUAGUACAAUGGCCGCUGAUGCGAAUCCUCGAUCUGUAAAGCAACCUGAUUCAACAUGGGAAUACUGUGGUGUGAAUUUAACCAUUCACAACAUUAUUAUACCCGAGGAGCGUUUAUUUCCUACGCCAUCGCAGCUAGACAAGAUGGAAUAUGAAACAGAAAUUGACUUAAGGAUUCUUGGCUGCGAGUUAAUCCAAGACUCUGGGGUUUUGUUACGGCUGCCGCAAGUUGCUAUGGCAACUGCGCAGGUAUUGUACCAGCGAUUCUUCUACUCCAAGUCAUUUGUCCGUCACUUCUACGAGCAUUACGCUAUGGCAUGUAUAUUCCUGGCUGCAAAGCUUGAAGAGUCUCCAAGACGCAUUAGAGACGUAAUCAACGUUUUUCAUCAUAUAAGACAAGUUCGGGAUAAAAAAACACCAACACCCGUGAUUCUCGAUCAAAGUUACAGUAAUCUUAAAAAUCAAGUUAUCAAGGCUGAACGACGUGUUUUAAAAGAAUUGGGAUUUUGUGUUCAUGCGAAACAUCCCCACAAGCUUGUUAUAUGUUACUUACAGGCUUUGGACCAUGAAACUAACAAAAACCUUGUACAAGCUGCUUGGAAUUAUAUGAACGACAGUCUUCGAACUGAUAUAUUUGUACGUUAUCUUCCGGAAGCAAUUGCGUGUGGUUGCAUUUAUCUGGCAUCAUGUAAGCUCAAUAUUCCUCUGCCACGCCAUCCAGCUUGGUGGGAAAUGUUCAGUGUAAGCGAGGAAUCUGUGCACGAAAUCGCUUUAUGUUUGUUGCGUUUAUAUGCUCGUCCAAAGGUAGAUGUUGGGAAACUUGAGUCAGUUCUAGCUCAACUCAGGAAAUCUCAGGCCGAAGCAAAGGAACGAGAAAACGAGCUCAAAAAACAACAGACCGUAACAACGCCCCCAAGUACCCGGUCCGACCACAGUUUCGGUUAUAUCUCACCCCCGAAUCAUUUAUCCAAAUCUAAGAAUCAAAACAAGCUUAAUGGAAAUAAGAAGUCAGUAGACAGUAAAGCUGAGCCUGAAGAUACUACUACUGUUUUCGCUCCAAACUCGCUUUUGGCAAGCGCUUUAGCUAAUGCCAAAGCGGUCGCAGCAACGAUUACAGCGUCAAAGUCUGGUAUGAUCACAGACGAGUUGUCCAAAGCGGGUACUGAUCCGUCAAUGGUUCCACAUAAACGCGAACCAAGUGAAGACGUCUCACCAGGAUCUCCAAAAACACUCGUUGAACCUAAUCAGAUAAAUAAUAUAUCCGACGUUUCGAAUAAGAAGCCUGAUAGAACUGUACAAGAAACCUCUGAGACCAAACGACGACCAAUUAUUCGACCAGCCGCCUACUCAAAUAUUUCAUCUACUAACACCGAAUCCGACAAAAGACGUCGACAUCAUCGACACAAAUAUUCAUCUAAAAAGCACCAUUACAAUUCAAUCUCCUCAUCAUCUUCGUCAUCUGACCGAGAGACCGAUCAAAACCGUUAUAAUUCAAUAAACUUUCUCACAAAUAACUCCAAAUCUCGUAAUUAUCGACAAAAAUUAAAUGAUAUAUCAUCCUCUGGCUCUGAAACAGGUGAUAGUUCUUCAAGUCCUAACAAACACAUAGUCAAUGUGCACGAUCGCAGAAAAAUUUACAAUAAUAAACGCAAACAUAUUCCACGCUCUUCAUCAGAGGAUUCCCAAACAUCUUCUUUCAGUGAUGAACCGCGUUUUUCCCCGACUCAUCAUAAUCCGGUAAAAGCUAAAAGUGGUCGCCGUCACUUAUCACCGCCGUAUGCCUAUCGAAUCGAUUAUGAUAAAUCACAUAAAAGCAAACAUCAUUCAUCAUUGCGAUCUGCACCAAAUGGUGAAAGUGGUCGUAUAUUGCGUGAGCACUCUAACCAUCGUCUAGUUUCGAGUCGACAUCAUGAUCAUCACCGAAGGUAAAUGUAGAAUGGCUCAUGUCUAUGUAACUGUAAUAACAGUAGAUUUUAAAACAGUAAUGCCAACCUAAUUUGCUGACAUUUGGAGUUCACCAAGUUGUUUGUUUUUGGCAAACAAAGUGACUGGUCGUUUUCUUUGACGGUUUGAUCGUUGCUACAUGGAUUCAUAAUCUUCAUAAAAUUAACCCUUGAGCUUCCAUACUGUAGCUGAUGAACUUGCAAUCCUAUCUGUACAGAAAAAUAUAUUAAACCGUAUUUAUCAGAACAUUGGGAAUAAAUUGACACAUUGUUUAUUGUGUGUAAGUUUACCUAAUAAUUGACAUGCAUGGUAAAUGUAUGUGGAAUUUUAUAAAUUACAAACAUCUAGUGAUAACUUGUGUGUCCUGAUGGGACAUGAUAGUCAAGUGUGUAGGCAAUGAAAAUAUUCAAAACUACAGUUCAUGAAAUUUUUUUAAUGACAAACAUUUGUAACAAAGCUAUUUCUCAUUCAAAAAAUUCCUAAGGUAACUUAUAACUAUUAGGUGACGUCUGGUUACAUACUCUUGGCCUUGACAUUUUAUCCUAUGACUUGAUUACCGAUUUCGGUCAAUAAAAUUUUUUCCCACGUUAUUGGAUUUAAAAACUUGACUUAAUAGCACGCUUAUGUGAGGGCUCAAUUAUAAAUGUACGAAAACGACAAGCUUUUCAAAACAGAUCACUUUGAAGUAUUCCGCUCUAUUUGUACUCUUCGGUUAGAGAUCGACUUUGCCUGUUUUGUUUUGUCACAGAGAAUCCUUGAAGUAAAUUUAGCGUUGAUAUAGUUUUAAGCGUAAUUUAAGUAUUAGAUGUAGCAUACUUCCUACUACUUUGUUAAGGAUAUGGCGAUUUUAUUUUGGCUUGCGCUGGUUAUGCAAUGGAUAAUGUUUCUUACUCUCCACCACUGUGUUUGUACAUAUCCUGUCAGCUCUGUGUGCUGAGCGUUGAAUGGUGAUCUAUGAAAUGUCGACAUCUUGAUUCAUGACAACACGAGCUACACUAACAAGUUGAGUAAAGAGCAAAACCUAUUUUAUUUAUUAUCUUGUACUUUUGUGAAUUCGAUUCUAAAAUUUGAGAUAUUUUUCAGUCUGUUUUCACUGAGGGAAUCAUCAAUUUGGGGAACUCAUUCCCAUCUUUUAUUCGGACUGCUUGUCCUGUUCAUAAAUCGUGAAGAUGGAUAUCUGCAGAUCCGUCCCCAAAAUCUUGGUGAGUAAAUACCACUUGCUAUUGCUUUGUAUACUGAUUAAUAAUCCCUAAUAUCUUGUCCUACACAAAAUGUUGAUCCAAUUAGGAAGUUAAAAUAAAGUUACUAUGUCAAAUUAAAUACUGGUCACAAUCUCCAUAUUUCUAAAAUUAUAAUAAUUCUUUAUGUAUAGGUAGAUAACUAGUAGAAAAAAUUUUAAAGUUCUUGGAGCUUUAGUAGGAAUUCUAUAAAAUUCUCAUCCUACUUUUUAUUGGUUACCGUUUAACUCCUAAAAGUAAAGUUUUGAUCGGUUCCAAAAACGUAGCGAACAGAAUUAUGUGCUCAAUAUUAUUUUUCGAACUGUCGAUUCUGCAUAUGUGUCUUUCAAAUGGUUAUUGUUUCAUUUCUUCGCUGAUUUAAAUCUGAAACUUCCCCCUUUUCAUUGACGGGCGUAUUACAUUGAGAUUGCAGUUUAUAUUCAUAAAUUAUCUUUAUAAAAGUUUUAUGGAGAAAUGCAUAGUGUUGCUAAAUAGCAAGUCCUCUUUAAAAUUGUUUUUCCUGAGAAGAUUCGAAGAAUUGUAUUUCUAUUUGAUUCGUUAUCAAGUAAUUCAGGAUUUUUACGUCAAGUUACGAGAAUAAUCCAACACGUAACGUCUUGUUCGUAGCAUACGCUUAUCAAGUCAACUUGCUUAUGUUAAAAGUCCUGAUCUCCAAGUGAUAAAAUAAAUAUGGACGAGUGAUUUUCUCGGUGUCUCGUUUCGGAGUUUAAAAUAAGUAGUCUACAAUUAUUUAGUUGCCAAGCAGACAGGCGUCAUUACACGAAUUGGAAAGAUUUCCUUUCCUUCACUCAGUGAACAUUAGGACAAAAGAUACGUCCAUGUUUUAAUUUCAUUGUGGAUAGGAAACAUCCUAUAACAACUAAAGCAAUCCUAAAUGCUGGCAUUAUAUUCAUGAAUGUUACUUAAAUGUAAGGGUAAUCAUUAAUUUCAGUGCUGAAAAUCAAAGUGCUUGUUUAGUUUCCAUUUGCUUUGACGGUCCUGUAAUCCAAGUAAGAACAUUCAGUGAGUUGGCUGAUAAAUACUUAGACUUUUUCGUUAGGUAACCGAUUGUCUUGAAAUUAAUCUCCGAAAACAAUUUAAGGCAAAGUUUCUCCUUCAUGCUGUAAUGGUCGACUUUUUUCUGGUCUGCUUUGUUAGUAUCAAAAUUGCAUGGAUUGUGAAAUCUGUUUUGGCUUGGGAUAAUAAUGUGUUAUGAGGUAAACUCCGCAAUUUAGACAAACACAAUGUUAAAGGUAAGUUUUGCAAAUUUUACUUUCAAUUAUAUGCAUUCAUAGUGCAGAAAAUGUUUUAUUAAAUUUGAUUCUUUUGCAUAUCCAUCCAAAAAUAAACGUCUCCUAGGAAAGU